AUGCCCAACGCCAGGCGCAACAUGCCUCCCCUAGCAUCUGAUCAGCCCGUGAAAAAGCAGAGCAAAUGGUCACAGGAGGAGGAUAGCCUCAUCAUCGAGCUCAGGGGGAGUGGCAUGAAGUGGGAGGACGUCUCCAAGCGGCUGCCCGGCCGCAGCGCCAUAAGCUGUCGACUCCACUAUCAAAACUACCUUGAACGGCGAAGCGAGUGGGACGAGGAGCGCAAGAACAAGCUGGCAAGACUGUACGAAAGGUUCAAAGCAGAGAUGUGGGCCAAGGUGGCCGAGGAGUUGCAGGUUCCAUGGCGGGCGGCCGAGGCCAUGCACUGGCAGCUCGGAGAGGUCGACAUGGCCCGCAGAGCCGGCGUGGUUCCGUUCUCACUGGCGUCAGGCAACGUCGAAAACACGGCGCGAGCGGCAGGACCACGGCCCACGGCCCACUUCCAGCACCAAGAAGGCCUCGGACAUCACCUGACGCCGCCCUCGCCGCGGUCCAUAUACGCGCGAAACCCCGGGCUGUCUGUCAUGCCGGUAGGGGUCGGACAACCCCAGCGAGUCGAGAGUUUACCACCGGCCCCCCCUCCGCCUCCACCACCGGCCGCAGCCCCUGGGCCAGGAUUUCCUCCUGGAAUGCCGCAGGAGCACGGGGAGCUCUACUACACGUCUGGUCCGGGUCUCGCGCCCAUCCAGACUCAGGGGCAACCUCGCAACCCGGGCCCGCUGCCCAGCCUGGCCGAACUCACGACGGGUGUCAGCCCCUACGGAACCCCUAUCGAGCGCCCGCGAUCCGGACCAAUGGGGCCAGGUCCGGCCCCGGGCCCGGGUCCGAAACAUGGGCCAAGCCUGCCGCCGGCGCCGGGUUAUCUUCCCCCAGAGCCCACCAGGGCCAAACGGCGAGCGAGUCCAGAAAUGAUGCAACGAGAGAACAGCCACAGAAGGCGAAUUGGAUGA
This is a messenger RNA of Purpureocillium takamizusanense, 948 nucleotides long. RefSeq lists its product as uncharacterized. The transcript is spliced from 2 exons. Gene Ontology annotation, molecular function: DNA-binding transcription factor activity, RNA polymerase II-specific; RNA polymerase II cis-regulatory region sequence-specific DNA binding. Gene Ontology annotation, cellular component: nucleus. Bases 1 to 948 code for a protein of 315 amino acids. Gene Ontology annotation, biological process: regulation of DNA-templated transcription. Lineage: Eukaryota; Fungi; Ascomycota; Sordariomycetes; Hypocreales; Ophiocordycipitaceae. The record is from RefSeq and is a predicted model, not a curated record.